Molecule: messenger RNA, 8337 nt
Organism: Amphibalanus amphitrite
Lineage: Eukaryota; Metazoa; Arthropoda; Thecostraca; Balanomorpha; Balanidae
Product: PHD finger protein rhinoceros-like
Exons: 14
Coding region: 169-7752 (2527 amino acids)
Biological process (GO): regulation of transcription by RNA polymerase II
Source: RefSeq, a predicted model, not a curated record
AUACAGGUUAUUUUCGUAACUAAAAUGGCGCUAACCGUCCCUUGCAAAAUUUCAGUAUUAUUUGCAAUCGGUGCAUAAUGGAGGAAAUGGAGACAAGGUUUUGAUAAGCAGAGAACUAGGGGAAUAAAGCGCUGGCAAGUUAUUCUCAUGUCAGCCCACUGAGCAGCCAUGUCUCAGAGGCUGAAGAGGCUUGCCGGGAAGCCUGAUGAUCCAGGCCCCAUGGGUAAGCGCAAACGUCGGAAACUGAGCGGCUCGGAGGAUGCCGACUCGCAGCAGCCGCAGCUGUCGGCUGCCGGCCACGGCUGGACGCCCAAACACCUCGGCGACCUGAAGGCCUACAACAAAAAGGCAGUGGAAAAGCCGGGGGAGCUGAUUCGCACGGACCUGAUCAGCGCGAUGAAGCUGGCCGACUCUGAGUACCUAUCGCCCGACGAGUACCUGGAGAUCGCCGACCAGUGGAAACAGGAGUGGGAGCGCGGCGUCCAGGUGCCCGUCAACCCGGACACGCUGCCGCACCCGCGCGUCAGCUGCGUGCCCGGACCGCCGCAGCGGCUGCACGACUUCAAACUGCCCAAGAAGCUGGUGCGUGUGACGCACGACGACUCGUCGCCGGAACUGUACCACAUGACCAACGCGCCGGCCAAGGCCGAGAAGAUGUGUCGCUACGACCUGGACGAGCAGGACUCUAUCUGGCUGGGCAUCUUCAACGGCGAGCGCGCCCGCAUGGGCCUGCCUGCCGUCUCCGACCUGGAGCUGGAGAGGGCCAUCGAGGAGCUGGAGCGCCAGUGCUGGAACCGGCUCCAGACUAUCGUCAAGACGCAGGAGUGCCUCAGCAUCGAGUUCGACGAGAGCGUUGUCUGCGACGUCUGUCGACAGCCCGACUCUGAGGAGGAGAACGAGAUGGUGUUCUGCGACAAGUGCAACAUUUGCGUCCAUCAGAUGUGCUACGGCAUCACCAGCAUCCCGGACGGAUCGUGGCUCUGCAAGACCUGCGCGCUCGGCAUCAAGCCAGAGUGUGUGCUCUGCCCUAAUAAAGGCGGCGCCAUGAAGAGCACCCGCUCGGGCCAUAAGUGGGCGCACGUCAGCUGCGCCCUCUGGAUCCCCGAGGUCAGCAUCGGCGACGUUGAGAAGAUGGAGCCCGUCACCAAGAUCUCCAACAUCUCGGCGCGUCGGUGGGCACUGCUCUGCGUGCUCUGUAAGCAGAAGGUCGGCGCGUGCAUCCAGUGCUCGGUCAAGUCCUGCAAGACGGCCUACCACGUCACCUGCGCGUUCAAGCACAACCUCAAGAUGAAGCCGGUCGAGGACGAGAGUGACGACGAUGAGAUUAAACUGAAGUCGUACUGUCCGAAGCACAGCAAGAACGAGAAGCUCUCCGGGGAGUCUGACUCGGACGGAGAGAUGCGCCGCGCCGACCCGGACUCGGAAGCCCAGCGGCGCACCAGGAAACAAAAGCUGCAGCAAAUCGAGGCCGAGUUCUACAAGCACGUGGACCUGAGGGGCGCCGCCGCCUCCUGCGGGCUGCCCACCGAGGCGCUGGACUUCAUCUACAACUACUGGAAGCUCAAGCGGAAGUCGUGCAACAACAAGGCGCUGCUGACACCCAAUACGGACGAGAUCGACCUGCGCACCGAGCAACAGCAGCAGGACCUCGAGAAGAUCAAACAGUUUGUCCAUAUCAGACAGAACCUGGAGAAGGUCCGAAAUCUGUGCUACAUGGUGACCAAGCGACAGAAGCAGUGCCGAAACUACUUCCGGCUGCGCGAGCAGACGUUCCUGCAGCAGGAGGCAGUGCUGCGCGACUCUGGCGCGCGCCUCUCGGUCGAGGAGCGACGCGCCGUGCUGGCCGCCAACCACGUCGGCUCGAACGUGUACGACCGGCACUACUCGCACGCGGGCGCCAGCCUGUACAGCCAACCGCUGGAGCAGCUGCUCGACCUGAUCCGCGGCAAGGGCGGCGUGCCGCGCUCGGGCCCCAACGGCGCCGUGCGCCGGCCCGGCGCCGCCGACCCGUACCGGCGCACCUACGUCAACGGCGCCGAGCAGCGGCGCGACCGGCUGGCCACCAGCAGCUGCACCAGCGAGUCGGACGGCGGCAGCAGGAGCCGCGAGCGGCGCUCGGCCCGCUCCGGCUCCAGCACCGAGCGAGAGCGGCGCCGACCGGUGAGUGGGGCCACGGCGGGCACCGCCAGCCAGCGGCCCACCAAGAGUGAUCUCUUCGGUGACACGAGUGAGAGUGACGCGGCGGCGAGCGUGGACAAACACCGGCGACCGGGCCGGCACAAGGCGCCGCCGCCGCCGCCGCGCGCCAAUAAGGCGGCCGACAGUAGUGACGACGACGUGCCGCUGGCGCACGAGAGCGCAGCGCGACGCGGCCGCGGCCGCGGGCGCCGGACCCGAGCGGCGGGCGGCGCGCGGGCGCCCGGUGCCAGUGACGAUGUGACGAGUGAUUCGGACUCGCGAGUGCCGUCGGCAGCGGCCGUCACCAAGGGCAAAAACAUUUACACCGACAGCGAGUCGGAGGGUGACGAGCGGCACCGAUCUACAUCGCCCGUCAGUGCAAUUCGUACCAAAGCGGCGCUCAAGGCGUUCACGGCGGUCAAGGCGGAGGCGGAGGAAACGCCGGCCGCCAGUGGCGGAAAGCGGCGCGGACGUAAGAAGAAGUCCGACGUGGAGUCGGCGACUGAGGCGGGCGGCGGCCGGAACAAGACGCCCAUCCCCGACCUCAGUCUGAUCGUGCCGCCGCGGCAGGCGAUGCUGGACGCCAACAAACGCAUCGCCGGACAGAAGCCAGCCGACGGCUCUGCGGCGGCGCUGGCGGUGGCGGGAGCUCCGGCCGCGCCGCCGCCGCUGGCCGCGCCUGAGCCGAUCACGCCCCAGAAGCGGGGUCGCGGUCGGCCACGCAAGUCUCCCGAGGGCCGGGCGGCGUCCAAGUCGCCGCGAGUGGGCGUCCCGGGCCGGGAGCCGCAGCGCGCCGCGCAGCCGGAGCCCGAGGACGAGGGCGCCGGCAACGAGGCGGUGGCGCGUGACACUCGACUGCGGCGGCCGGAAAAGCCGCCCUUUCGAGCAGGAGGGCGGUCGGGGCACAAUAGCAAAUCUACUCCGUCGCACGCAGUUGCGGCGACCGCUGAAGAUGCCGCUGCUGGACCGCCCUCGGUUCCGCAACAGCAGCGGCCAAGGAGUGCUGGCUCAUCCGGCUCCAGCAGUAGCAGCAGCAGCAGCAGCGGCUCCAGCAGCAGCAGCAGCGGCAGCAGCAGCUCCAGCAGCAGCAGCAGCAGUGGCAGCGGCAGCAGCUCUGACAGCGCCGACUCCGACGCUGAGGGCGCCGCCCAGUCGGCGGCUGCUGCGCGAGGUGAACGCGGCGCGGCUGGGCGAGCGCGAGCUGUUGCUGACGGUGCGCGCGCCGCCGCCGCCACCGCCGCGGCGGCCGGACCCGCAGCGCCGACGCGCCGACGCGCGUCGAUUGGAGGAGCAGGAGAAUCGAGCCAAGACACGCAGCAGCCAACAGCCAAGGAAGCUGCGCUCGGCGGACAGCGCAGUCCGCGUGCCGCCGAAACGGUGAGGAAGGUUCGUCCAAUGCCACUCAGUCGGAAGAAAGCGCUGGGGCUUGAGGGGCUCGACUCUGGCGGUGGGCGUGACGCCCCGGCCGAGACGCCUCGCCGAGCCUCGCGAGAGGCGGCCGCGGCCAAACCGCUCAAAGGCUCCAUCGACAGUAUCCUCAGCGAACGGUCGGCGGUCAAAACCGAGUCAACAGGCGGGUACAAGGCUGCCGAGGAGGCUCGCUCGGAGCGGCUCGAAGGUACUACCGACGAGCCGGCACCGGCGGCAGCGGCGGCGGCACCGGCCUCUCGGCGAGCCUCGACGGCCGUCGAUGCCGACUCGGAGGUGCUGCCCGCGCAGCCCUCGUCCAUCUUCUCACCGCCAAGGCUGAACGCCGGCGACCCCAUCUUCGAGUUCGAGACGGAGCUGUUCAGCGGCCAGAAGUCGGCGGCCGCGGCGCCGCCCGCCUCCUCCGCGGCGCCGGUCUCCACGGCCGCGCCCGCGGCGGUCACCACCACCAGCGCGGUCUCCGAGCAGCCGGCGGCGCCGACCGCUCGGCCGAUGCCGUCCAUGUUCUCGCCGCCGCGGCGGCCGAGCACCUCUGGCGACUCGGCGAUCGAGCCGGAGAUCGUGGACCAGAAGCCGCCGGCGGUCUCCCGGCCGGCGCCGCGUGCGCCGGUUAUCAUGGAGACCAAGGAGGAGAGCCAGCAGGUGACGAUGGACCUGGUGGAGAAGCUGCGCCUGCAGUACGCCCAGCAGGGCCCCGACGAGCGGCCAGAGGAGAAACCGGCCGCCGCCAAGACACCGAGCACGCCGAGCCGCGGCGGGCCCGGCGACACUCCGACGCACGGCGAGCCGUCCAAGUGGCGGCCGCUGGCGUCUGCGGCCGAGUCGGAGCCGCCAGCCGAGCGGCCCGUCGAGCCCAGCCCGACGGCGGCCCCCGGCUUCCCGUCGCCGCCGUGCAGCGCGGCCGGCCUGCUGCCGCCGCCGCGCGGCCUCGGCUCCGUCAGCGUGCGCACGCCGGCCAGCAUCAACGCCGCCAACCCGAUGCCGUCGCCGUACGGCCAGUUCACCGACAUCAUGCAGAUGCAGCACAUGAUGAUGAUGCAGCAGAUGCUGCCCGAGGGCCAGCUGCGCGAGCUGAUUCAGAUGCAGCAGUGGCCGGAGCUGUUCCAGAUGCAGCAGCAGCAGUACCUGAUGCAGCAGCAGGACGCCGAGGCGGACCUGAAGCGGCGCAAGGAGGCUGAGAUGCAGGAGCUACGGAAACAGGCGGAGCGGCACAGUCGGCAGGAGGAGGCCAGGAAAGAGGCCGAGGAGCGGCGCCGGCGCAGCGAGGAGGACCGCCGCCGCCGCGAGGAGGAGGAGCGGCUCGCGCGAGAGGAAGAGGAGCGACGCUGCUACGAGGAGGACCUGCGGCGGAGGAAGGAAGAGGAAGACCGCCGCCGGAGAGAGGAGGAGGAGCGGCUGGCUCGUGAGGAAGAGGAGCGGCGCCGGUUUGAGGAAGAGCUCCGCCGACGCAAAGAAGAGGAGGAGCGGAGGAUGCGUGAGGAGGAGGAGCGGCGCAGACGCGAGGAGGAGGAGCGCCGGCGGCGCGAGGAAGAGGAGGAGAAGCGGAUGCGGGAGCUGCAGGAGAUGAUUCGCCGCCGGGAGGAGGAGCGUGUGGCCGCGUUCAUGGCCGAGCAGGAGGCGGAGCUGCGCCGCUCGCUGGCGCCGCCGCCUCCCCGUGCCCCUCCCCCGCCGCCCGCCGAGAAGCCGGCUGAGCGCGUCAAGGAACCGCACCGCCCGCCGAUGUCGGCGGCCGACCUGGACCAGUGCCGGCUGCAGGCGCUCAACGCGCUCAUCACCGGCCAGCAGGAGCAGCAGCAGCCGCCGCCGGCGUCCGUCCACCAGCCGGUGUCCAUGCACCAGCAGCACCCCUCCGUGUCCCUGCAGCAGCAGGCGGCGCCACCCUCCCACCACCCUCAGCCGCCGCUGGCCGCGGUCUCCCUCCACCAGCCGCAGCAGCCGGCGCCCGUGUCCCUUCAUCAGCAGCAGCCCACUCCUGUGUCCCAUCAUCAUCAUCAGCAGCCCACCCCUGUGUCCCUCCACCAGCAGCGGCAGCUGCCGCCCGCGUCCCUCCACCAGCAGCCGCCCGUGUCGCUCCACCAGACGGCCCCGCCGGUGUCGGCGCACCAGCCACUUCCAGUACAAUCGCAGCCGCCGCAGGAGGCCGCCGCCGACGUGCAGGCGCCUAAGUCUCGGCUGCAGAGCCAGCCGUCGGCGCAGGAGCUGGUCUCCGAGUUCCCGCGUGUGGGGCCGGCGCCGGAGCCGAUCGGCGCCGAGCAGCCACCGGCCGCUUCCACCCCGUCACUGCCGCCGCCGGCAGCCGCCGAGCCGGCCGCGCCGGCACCACCGCCAGAGGCCGAGCCGGCGCCCGUCCGAUCCCGCGGCCGACGAGAGUCCAGUCUCAAGGCCAGCAUGCAGAUUCACAAGAUGCAGUCGUCGGACGCCGGCGAAAACGACGCGGACUCGGAGGCAGCGACCCCGGCGCGGCGCGCCUCCGCGGCUCGUCACGUCUCGCCAGGAAAAAGCCCGCGCGCCUCCGAGAGCAAGCCGCCGGGCCGCGGCCGGCGCGGCGGCAAGUCGGCGGCCACUCAGGCGGUGUACGGCCGUGGUCGUGGUCGGGGACGGGGCCGGGGUCGCGGCAGAGGCGCGGCGGCGUCCCGUACUCCCGCUGUGCCCUUCUGCCCCAAACCGCAGGUGCCCAACGACCUGGCCGGCACCGUGUACGACUUCGACGACGACGAGCUGGACGACCUGCCCAAGACGCCGCACGGCCGCAUGCGUCCGAUCCGGGAGCGGUUCCAGAGCACGGACGUCGGCUCAGACCGUGCCGGCUCGGUCAUGUCUGAGCUGGCCGACGACGCGUCCAGUCAGUCGUCGCUGCCGCCGGCGGCGCCGAUGCCUCAGGUGCUGCCCACGCUGACGCAGCCGGGCGCCUCCGAGACCAGCAUGGAGUCGGUGGCGACGCCGCCGACGCUGCACGAAGCUACCGCUGAGGCCGAGACCGAGCCGGAGGCGGAGGCCAGCGCGCCGGCGGCCGAGGCUCCCAGCGUGACGGACGCGCCGCCCGAACUGCCCGUGGCAGCGCCCAUCGAAAGCGUCUGCGACGAGCGCAACCAGCUCAAGCUGAAGAUCAAGGGCCCGUUCCUGAACCCGAGCUACAACGUGCAGCCGGCGGCGGCGGCGCCCGAGUCGGCGCCGGCCGCGGCCGCCUCGGCAGCCGCUGUGGCGGUCAACUCCAACCUGCGCAAACGCAAGAAGGAGCUGAUUCGGCAGUACGUCAACAGCACGGAGACGGUGGAGCCGGCGCCGCCCGCGCCGCCUCAGGAGGACAGCGCGCCGGUCGGCCAGCGCUUCGUUUGCCCCAAGGCGGUGAAAUCUGUGAGCAGCGCGCCCACCCGGGACGACUACCGCGGCCCGGCCGCCGGCCGGGAGGAGGGCGCGGCCUCCGGCGCCGCGCUGCUGCCCAAGCGGCGCGGAAGGCAAGCCCGCGAGCAGGCCGCCGCCGCCUCCCAGGAGACCUCGCCCAACAUACUGCGCAUCAGCUUCGGAAAGGACGGCCGUGGCAACGAGGUCAAGCCGCCCAAGAAGCGGCCUGGCGAGCUGGCACAGCCGGCCGGCGAGCUCUCCGUCUUCGAAAAGAUCCGGCAAGAUAACCUGCAAUACGGCGAUCAAAUGCUAGCCAGCUUUGAUCAAGAGCCUCCUCCACACAAAAAGGGCAAAAAGAAGAAGAAAAAGAAGGAGAAGGACAAAGAUAAGGACAAGGAUCGAGAAAAGGAGAAGAAGAAAAAGGACAAGUCUCACAAACACUCCAAAGUACAAAUUAUCAAUAACGAUACUGCCGCGGCGCCCAAGCUGAUAAUCAAGCUGGGCGGUCGCAAGUUGGGCGAGUCUCCGCCGGCGCCCGCGGAGCUCGGCGAGACGCCUCCGCCGCCGCUGUCGCAGCCAACCCCGCCGCCCAGCGACGAGAACGGCGGCGGCGGCCCCAAGGACCUGGUGGUGAAGAUAAAGACGCAGCCGGCCGGCGGCGGCGAGCCGGGUCGCCUGCAGCCGCUGAAACUGAUGCUGUCGCGGCGCGGCGCGGCGCUGGCGGCGGCCGCCACGCCGCCCCCGCCCACGCUCACGCCCGAGGUGGGCGGCGACCUGGGCGGCGACGGCUGCGACGUCAGGUAGCGUCGGCUCGUGCCGCCGCCGCCACCAGCCUGACCGGUACAAAGGGUCGGCGCGCCGCCGGCCGCCGCCGCCGCCGCCGCCGCUGCCCGCAAGUGAUGUGAUACUCGCGCGGUCGGGCCGCGGCCCGCAGUAGCCUCACGCACAGCCUCCGCCCGCCGCCGGCCGCCGUCUAUUUUGUGAUAUGCGCCUCAAUGUGCGUUGAGUGUGUUGUUUUAGAAUUUAUCAUGCCGAGCGUUAGUGCGUCUGUAUGUGUGACUGUGCUGUGUGUGUCUGUGUGCGUGGGAGGGUGUGUGCCAGUGCCGGUCGUGCGGGCGGCCCCAAUAAGUGCUCCGUCAGGACGGCUCGGCCUCUGGCCGCGCCCGCCGGACAUUCCUGUGUUCCCGAGUGCGGAGUCGCCGGAUCGGUUGUCGCCGCGCGCGCUGACGCUGUGCCUCUGUCUCCCGUGCCAGCCUCCUGCCUCCGCUCCUGACUGCCGCGCGAUGGCCUCCUGCCGUCCCAGCCCUGACCUGACCCUAGUCACCGUCUCCGCCGCCGCGGCCGUCACCGCCGCCGCCGCCGCCGCCAGCCGCCACCACACCAGGUACG